Drepanopeziza brunnea f. sp. 'multigermtubi' MB_m1 is the source of this 1917-nucleotide messenger RNA. RefSeq lists its product as uncharacterized. Lineage: Eukaryota; Fungi; Ascomycota; Leotiomycetes; Helotiales; Drepanopezizaceae. Gene Ontology annotation, molecular function: aldehyde dehydrogenase (NAD+) activity. The record is from RefSeq and is a predicted model, not a curated record.
AUGCUGGGAUGUGCAGUCCAGGUGACAGCCAGUAGACGUGGUGAUUAUGUCAUGACCGAUGGCUUGCGAGAGGAUUAUCGGGAUUUGGUCGAUGGUCUACUUAUCUGCCGUUCGCGAAUCGCGGGAAAGUCCAGCGAGAUGCGGGGAAGUAGGUUAGGGAAUGGUAACGCCCCGCCAUCCUUGGCCUUUGCCUGUGGCUCCUGUCUUAGCAUAAAUUCCAUAAAAUCCCCCACGCUAUCCAUCCCUCGAGCUUCACAGUCUCUCUUCUCCCUCCUCUUCCUCUUCCUCUUCCUCUUCCUCUUUCUCUUCCUCUUCCUCUUCCUCUUCCAUAUACCCAACAUACCCAUCCCCAUCGCCUCGGGCAAAACCACAACAACUCAUCUACUCAUCUCAAGAUACCUCUUGCACUUCCCUCCCCUCGAGAAAAUGACUGUCAUCGAGCUCUCAACGCCAUCCACUGGCAAGUACAAGCAACCCACCGCCUUGUUUAUCAACAACGAGUGGGUUAAGGGUGUCGAUGGCAAGACCUUCGAGACCAUCAACCCUUCCACCGAGGAGGUUAUCUGCUCUGUCCACGAGGCCACCGAGAAGGAUGUCGAUAUCGCCGUAGCAGCUGCCCGGAAGGCAUUCGACGGCCCAUGGAGGAAGGUAACACCAGAGAACCGUGGCAGAUGCCUGGUCAACCUCGCAAACCUUCUCGAGAAGAACGCCGACCUCCUUGCUGCUGUCGAGUCGCUCGACAACGGCAAGUCCCUUUCCAUGGCCAAGGACGAUGUCACUGCCGUCGUUGGCUGCUUGAGAUACUAUGGCGGCUGGUCCGACAAGAUCGAGGGCAAGGUUAUCGAAACAAACUCGGAUACUUUUUCGUACACAAAGCAAGAACCCAUUGGUGUUUGCGGUCAAAUCAUCCCGUGGAACUUCCCCUUGCUCAUGUGGUCCUGGAAGAUCGGCCCUGCCGUUGCCGCUGGUAACACGGUUGUCCUCAAGACUGCUGAGCAGACUCCCCUCUCGGCUCUGGUCGCCGCAUCAUUUAUCAAGGAGGCUGGCUUCCCCCCGGGGGUCAUCAACAUCAUCUCUGGUUUCGGAAGGGUUGCCGGUGCUGCCAUCUCUGCCCACAUGGAUGUCGACAAGGUUGCAUUCACCGGAUCCACCGUUGUCGGUCGGCAAGUCAUGAAGGCUGCAGCCGGCUCCAACCUGAAGAAGGUAACUCUCGAGCUCGGAGGCAAGUCCCCAAACAUUGUCUUCAACGACGCCGAUAUUGAGAACGCCAUCUCUUGGGUCAACUUUGGUAUUUUCUUCAACCACGGCCAAUGCUGCUGUGCUGGUUCCCGUGUCUACGUUCAAUCUGGUAUCUACGACAAGUUCAUUCAAAGAUUCAAGGAGCGUGCCGCUGCCAACAAGGUCGGAGACCCAUUUCACCCAGAUACCUUCCAAGGCCCUCAGAUUUCCCAACUGCAAUACGACCGAAUCAUGGGUUACAUUGAGGAGGGCAAGAAGUCUGGUGCCACCAUCGUCACCGGCGGUGAACGUCAUGGUGACAAGGGAUACUUUAUUCAGCCUACCAUUUUCGCCGAUGUCACCGAGGACAUGAAGAUCAUGCAAGAGGAGAUCUUCGGCCCUGUAUGCUCUAUUUCCAAGUUUGAGACGGAGGAGGAGAUUCUCAAGACCGGCAACAACACGUCCUACGGCCUUGCCGCUGCUGUCCACACCACCAACCUCAACACUGCUAUCCGCGUCUCCAACGGUCUCCGCGCUGGUACCGUCUGGGUCAACCAAUACAACAUGCUCCACUGGCAACUUCCCUUCGGUGGAUACAAGGAGUCGGGUAUCGGACGUGAGCUCGGCGAGGCUGCGUUGGCCAACUACACUCAGACAAAGACAGUAUCGAUCCGUUUGGGCGAUGCCCUCUUUGGUUAA